Paraglomus brasilianum is the source of this 177-nucleotide messenger RNA. NCBI's taxonomy places the organism in Eukaryota, Fungi, Glomeromycota, Glomeromycetes, Paraglomerales, Paraglomeraceae. The record is from the annotation of a GenBank genome assembly.
AUGGCUUUAGACGAGGCAGAGGUCUAUCAUAAUACUGUCAAACGAUACAAAAAAGAGACAGGCUCCGCCAUUCAUAGCGUCACAGAGUCGCAUGAUUUGAUCGGUGACAUGGACGAUGAAUUGUAUGGGGAUAAUGGCAUGCAGAAGGAGGAAAAGGGUAAAGAAAUGAAAUUAUGA